UUAAAUUAAAGACAAACUCAAACAAAAUAUCUAACAGUGUGUUUCACUACACAUACAAACAUUUUAUAAAUGAUUGACUGCUUUUUGAAUUAAUGCCAAAUAUUUCAAACUCAGUGACAAAUAAAAAAAUUGUUAACUCAAGUGUUGGCCAAUGGUUUACAUAAACGGAAGCUUUAAAAUAAUGAUACACCAAAUGAUUAUCUCUUGAAUCAAGCGUUAAAUUUUUGCAGUUUUGUUAAUUAAAUUAAUUGUUGACUCGUCUUCUUAUAUCUAAUAUGUAUUCAUUGCAAACAAAUUGAUUUCACGACUGCCAACAAAUUGCUAUUUUUUUGUCGCAACAAUAAUAACAACAUUUCAUUGUUUUUUCAAGAGAUAAUACCUUAGACUUUGUUUAUCACAUUAGUGUCGAUGAAAACUCUUAGAAAAACGAGUAAAUGAAUGCCUGUAUUGUUGUUAUUAAACAAUUUGUGAGACAAACCUAAGUGUCAUUCAUAGGAAUUUCAAGUAAUUAGCCAUCAAUUGACAGCUCAUGUCAAACAUGUCGACACAUGAAGAGACUAACUUCAGUCAUCCGGAUUUGGUGCCCACAUGUGAUACCAGUGCUACCAACACAUCCAGUUGUAGUAAAGGGCCCACACCUGCACAACAAACACUCGUUGGCAGAGCUUUAAGAAAUAGGAGACAUACUUUGGCUAAUGUGCACCGUUUCGAUGUGGACGACAGUGGGUCAGCAAAUCGUAAUCUAUUGGAGGCUUCGAGUCCGUCAUCGGGAGUCGUGUUGCAGAAUAUGCCGGCGCGGAGGGAGUCCUUUCUCUACCGUUCCGACAGUGAGUUUGAGAUCUCACCGAAGUCUGCGUCAAGACAUUCAUCCAUUGGUAGCGGAGAAUCACACGGCGAGGAUCUAAUAGUAACACCAUUUGCCCAAAUCCUGGCCAGUUUGCGAAAUGUCCGAAACAAUUAUAUCCACAUAACUAACGUUCCCUGUCCUGUCAACCGACCUAAAGAGAAUAGACGUCCCAGUUAUACAUCACUUCAGCAACAAUUGCAACAAUCAAAGCAACAACCCUUAACUGAAGAUGCAGUCAAUAAACUAGCAGUCGAUACACUGGAAGAGCUGGACUGGUGUUUGGAUCAAUUGGAAACUAUUCAAUCGCACCGUUCGGUCGGUGAUAUGGCAACCUCUAAGUUUAAAAGAAUGCUUAAUAAAGAAUUAAGUCAUUUCUCUGAAACCAAAUCCGGAUCACAAAUAUCUGAAUGGGUUUUCCGCACUUUUCUCGAUAAACAAGAAGACUUAGAUUUACCAUUUCUUAAAUUUGAUGACGGGUUAGGACAGCAAUCACAACCAGGAUAUGUUGUGGCCACUGCUAAAAAUAUACUCCCAGGACCUAUGAUUAAGGGUGAUCUGAUGACCAAAAAAGCCGGUCAAUCCAUGUCCCAAAUAACUGGUGUGAAAAAACCAUUAAGUCAUACAAAUAGUUUAACUAAAUUACCAAAACAUGGAGUGGAAACACCCUUUGAGACAGAACUCGACAGACUUUAUGAAGAUAUUGACAAAUGGGGUUUAGAUGUGUUUAAUGUCGCCGAAUACUCUAAUAAACAUCCAUUGACUUCAAUUAUGUACACUAUUUUAAAAGCUCGUGAUUUAAUAAAGACAUUCAACAUUCCUUCAAAAAAGUUCAUAAACUUUAUGAUGGUUUUGGAGGAACACUACCUCAACGUUCCCUAUCAUAACAGUCUUCAUGCGGCUGAUGUCGUUCAGUCAGUUCAUGUCCUUCUCCUGUCGCCAGCACUUGACUCAGUGUUUACAGAUCUAGAGAUAUUGACGGCACUGUUUUCAGCGGCCAUUCACGAUGUAGACCAUCCGGGAGUGACAAAUCAAUAUUUAAUAAAUACGACCUCAGAAUUGGCUCUCAUGUAUAACGACGAGUCAGUACUCGAGAACCAUUCAUUAGCGGUGGCCUUCAAACUGCUUCAGUCUGAAGAAACCGAUAUCUUUGUGAAUCUCAACAAAAAACAGAGACAAACAUUAAGGAAAAUGGCUAUUGAUAUGGUGUUGGCCACCGAUAUGUCAAAACACAUGAGCUUAUUAGCUGAUCUCAAGACAAUGGUGGAGACAAAGAAAGUGGCCGGAAGUGGUGUACUUUUACUCGACAAUUACACCGAAAGAAUACAAGUGCUUCAAAAUAUGUUGCAUUGCGCAGACUUAAGCAAUCCUACUAAACGUCUGGAUAUUUACCAGCGAUGGUGUAGUCUUGUUAUGGAAGAGUUCUUCCAACAGGGAGCUAAAGAAAAGUCUAUGGGAUUAGACAUCAGUCCAAUGUGUGACAGAUAUAAUGCUACUAUCGAAAAGUCACAGGUUGGAUUCAUUGACUAUAUUGUUCAUCCGUUAUGGGAAACGUGGGGAGAUUUGGUACAUCCAGACGCUCAAGAGAUCUUAGAUACACUUGAAGACAACCGCGAUUGGUAUCACUCACAGAUACCUCUCAGUCCAACGACUCAAGACGCAGACAAAACACCCGAAGAGGGCGGACCCGUCAGAGACUUAGCGGCCGCCGCAGAAAAAAUCAAAUUUCAAAUUACUUUAGAGGAACCCGAAGAUGAAGAAGAUUAUGAAGAGUCCAGCGAUCAGUUAGGAUAAAGAAACGUCUAUUCAUCACAUUUUUAGGAAUAAAAUCAUUAAUUUUCACAAAAUUCCAUAUAUUUAUAUGGAUUGGCCGCUAAUAUAUAUAGAAUAGUAUUGACUUUUUAUUUAAAUAGACAAAUACUGAGUGCAAUGAAAUGAUAUAAUUUUAAAAAUUGAAAUUAUUGUUAAAUUAUUUCAAAUAU
Messenger RNA from Oppia nitens, 2826 nucleotides. RefSeq names its product cAMP-specific 3',5'-cyclic phosphodiesterase-like (gene dnc). The record is from RefSeq and is a predicted model, not a curated record. The transcript is spliced from 9 exons. Gene Ontology annotation, molecular function: 3',5'-cyclic-AMP phosphodiesterase activity. Gene Ontology annotation, cellular component: cytosol; nucleus; perinuclear region of cytoplasm. NCBI's taxonomy places the organism in Eukaryota, Metazoa, Arthropoda, Arachnida, Sarcoptiformes, Oppiidae. Gene Ontology annotation, biological process: signal transduction. The coding region runs from base 530 to 2638 and encodes 702 amino acids.